Molecule: messenger RNA, 2462 nt
Organism: Rhopilema esculentum
Lineage: Eukaryota; Metazoa; Cnidaria; Scyphozoa; Rhizostomeae; Rhizostomatidae
Product: cystathionine beta-synthase-like protein
Cellular component (GO): cytoplasm
Molecular function (GO): cystathionine beta-synthase activity
Source: RefSeq, a predicted model, not a curated record
AUUUCCACAGAAUGGAGAUUUUCACCAGAUGACGUGAGAUUUUAUUAGCCUGCGCGCUGACUAGAUUUUUCUGCUGGUAAGCUUGUUACUGUUACUCGAGGCUGGUGGAGAUCGCGUUAAAUUGCAACAUCGAGAUCACCACAAAGAAUCCAGAGGAAACAAAGGAAGUUUUUGAACUUCAAUUUGUUCUAGUCUGUUAUCAAUUUUGCUUUGUUCUUAUUGCUGGAGAAGUCAUGAAUUCUAUGGACGGUGUAUCCCAAAAGAAAAAUCGCUCAGGCGUCUCGAAAGAAAACCAGAAAGGGGAAAGAAUAUGGAUAAGACCCGAUUUGCCUUCCAAAUGUACAUGGCACCUCGGAAUUGACCGAAAAGAGUCCCCCCACAAGCAUAUCGACUACCCAAGGAAAAAGGAAAAAAUCUUGCCAAAUAUUCUAAACUUCAUUGGGAAUACUCCACUUGUUAGGCUCAAUCAAAUUGGAAAAAGACAUGGGCUCAAAUGUGAAUUGUUGGCAAAAUGUGAAUUUUUUAAUGCUGGAGGCUCUGUUAAGGACCGCAUUGGGUACAGAAUGGUAGCAGAUGCAGAAAGGGAUGGAACAAUAAAACCUGGGUUUACUUUGAUUGAGCCAACAUCAGGAAACACUGGCAUUGGGAUUGCCCUUGCUGCUGCUGUCAAAGGAUACCGCUGCAUCAUCGUAAUGCCAGAGAAAAUGAGCUCUGAGAAGGUGAAUGUUUUGAGAGCUCUUGGAGCCGAAAUUGUGCGAACUCCAACAUCUGCAAGAUUUGACGCCCCAGAGUCGCACAUUGGGGUAGCGCACCAGCUACAGCAGCAGAUUAAAGAUUCAGUUAUUUUGGACCAGUAUCGCAAUGCUGGCAAUCCUCUCUCUCAUUAUGAUGAAACGGCUGAAGAAAUUCUUGAUGCUUGUGAUGGUAAGUUGGACAUGAUUGUUGCGGGUGCUGGCACCGGGGGCACAUUAACUGGUCUUGCCAGAAAACUGAAAGAGAAAGUGCCAAAUAUUACGGUUGUAGGAGUUGAUCCAUAUGGGUCUAUUCUGGCGCUUCCAGAGAGUCUCAACGAAACAGACACAACUUACUACGAGGUUGAAGGUAUUGGCUACGAUUUUGUACCAACCGUUUUGGACAGAAGCGUGGUUGAUAAAUGGAUGAAGAGCGAAGACAAGUCCUCGUUUUUGUUCUCACGGGAACUGAUCCGAUACGAGGGUCUGCUAUGUGGUGGUUCUUGCGGUUCUGCCGUUGCAGCAGCUGUUGAAGCAGCCAAAGACUUGGGACCAGAUCAAAGAUGCGUUGUGAUUCUGCCAGACAGCGUUAGGAAUUACAUGACGAAAUACCUGAAUGAUGAUUGGAUGGCGGAAAGAAGCUUCAUUGAGCUAAAGCCAGAUGACCCCAAAAAGACUUGGUGGUGGAAUGAAAAAGUAAGCAGACUGGAACUGAAUACUCCCCUGACAGUAUUGCCAAGUGUUAGCUGCCAAGAAGCAAUUGAAAUUAUGAACAGGGAAACAUAUGACCAACUCCCAGUAGUAAAUGAAGGCGGAUUCGUGCUUGGUAUGAUUACACUUGGAAAUCUAAUGUCAAGAACAAUUGCUGGCAAAGUGACCCCAGAGACCCCGUUGUCUGAAUGCAUCUAUUCUAAAUUCAAGAAGGUUUCUCUGAACACCAGCCUGGGUUCCUUAUCAAGAAUUCUUGAUCAUGAAUAUUUUGCAUUGGUUGUGCAUUCACAGCGGCUUUAUGCGGCGCGAGAUGAGUCAGCUACAAAAGAGAUCAUUUUUGGCAUCGUUACUCGAAUGGAUUUGUUACGUUUUAUUACAAACGAAGCUCAGUUGUCUGAUGAUGUUUUGAUGAAAGGACCUGACAGUUGAUUGACUUGCUAUGAAAACGGUCACUGAACAGAACCUUGCUGACGUAUUUAUACUUUGUAUUGAUAUUCAUAGAUUUGAAAUUGUAUUUAUUUAUAAUACUGCUAGUACUAGCUAAAAAGCAAAGGUAAUCUUUUCAACUCUUAAAUGCCUGUACCCGUGUAGCCAGACACGAGUAACAUGUUUGGAACAUUAUGUCUAGGGACCUCUUAAAAUUCAUAAUCCUUUAUCGAAAUGAUUUCUUUGCGAAUUAUGACGAAUUUUGCAAAGACGUUUAGAUAACUAACUACAAAUCGCUCGUCUUAAAGCUGGAAAGAUAGGUUAAUAUGAGAAUUUUUAGAAUAUUUUUUAUACAAAUAACCCUGCCCCACAUGUCAAGCGUUUGAUGAGUAGAGUGAAGAUCUAAUCAUAAGUUAUGGCAAAAAACUUAAUUUUUUACCUCUAGAAUCGUUUUUUAACUAAAUUUACCGGCGGCAUUUUCGCAUUAACGCCCCCGUUCCCAUAAACGCCUCCGUUCCCAUAAUUCUAGAAAUAAAAAGUAUACGUAGUUUGUUGUGGUUAUUGAAUUUUCUUAAAGUAUAUUUAGUGCUGCUA